AUACACUCCAAAAUUACCCAGAAAUUUAAUUCAAUCCAGACUAAAGUCCUCACUUGCCAAAAAUUUCUCCUGCCAGAUACUUAAAAUUUAUGUUAUCUUGACUUUCAGCUUACAUUAUGUUUUGAGACGCGUACCAAAAAACAUUAAGUAUUAUUUUUUUUGCAAUAGUACCUAUACCUGAGUAGUUUCAAUUAAGUAUUGGAAAAACUCGGAAAAUAAGUUACAAUGAAGAGCUGAUUGAUUAUAAGGAGGGAAAUGGAAGGGCUGACGAUGAGCGCUGAAAGUGAAAGUAACGGAGAUGCAGAUUUGGAACUAAACAACGUAAAAACUUUACAAGCGUGCCUGUUUCCGCCUCAACUGACAUCAUCAGGCAGUUAUUUUUCCAAUUUCUUUGUAAAAACUUGUCAAAUUGAAGACGACGAUGAAUUACGCUUGAAAAUCAAAGAAUCUUUUACGCUCAGAGAACUUUUUCCAGCGACCAAAGAUACUGCCUUUGUCUUACAACCGCCUAGAUGGCCUACAGAAUGCCAGGUUUUAGAAGACAAAAUUGAACAUAUUAACUAUGUGCCAGCCUCACCAGAGCCUUAUUAUAUUGUAACUGGUAACGAAUGUGAACCGAAACCUUCUGGAGAGGAAUUCGGACUGAUUGUUUAUCAAUAUACGCCAAUAAGUGCUGUCAAUUAUUUUAGUAGAUCUAGUGUAGGAGGUAGCAGGUAUUUGCUCUCCUCAACCAUUUGUCCAGAGGAAGACAGUCUAAGAUUUGAAUCAAGAUUCGAAUGUGGAAAUUUGGCCAGAGCAAUUCGGAUUACUCCGAGCUACUACGAGCUGCACCUCAGGGCCGAUCUGUACACGAACCGCCACAUGCAGUGGUUCUAUUUCAGGGUUUCGAAUACCAAAAAGAAUUUUCUUUAUAGAUUUUCUAUAACAAAUUGUUCAAAGGAAAGUAGUCUUUACAAUGAAGGAAUGCGGCCUUUGAUGUAUUCAAAAAAGGACUCGCAAUUGCAUUCUAUUGGUUGGAAACGUUGCGGACAAAAUAUUACGUACUUUUGUAAUGAUAACGUUACAUCUGAAGAUCCAGACCAGCCUCAAACCUACACGUUAACCUUCACAGUGACUUUUCCGCACGAUGAUGACGAAGUCUAUUUGGCCCAAUGUUAUCCUUAUACUUAUUCAAACCUUCAGGAACAUUUGGCAGAAAUUCGAGCGCACCCUGUCAAGCAAACCUACAGCGCAGUGAGGCUUUUGUGCAGAUCUUUGGCAGGCAAUGAUGUUUAUUUUGUUACAAUUACUUCGCCUCAAGUACCAGGAGAACCAAAGAAAAAACGAGCUGUAGUUCUUACGGCUAGAGUGCACCCGGGUGAAACCCCGUCCUCCUGGAUAAUGAAAGGGAUUUUGGACUUUUUAACUGGGGAUUCGGCUCCAGCAAAAGACCUCAGGGAUAAGUUUAUUUUCAAAAUUGUCCCGAUGCUGAAUCCAGAUGGUGUGAUUGUUGGUAAUAACCGGUGCUCGUUGUCCGCAAAAGAUUUGAACCGGCAAUACAGGACGGUGAUGCGGGACGCUUAUCCGUCUAUUUGGUAUACCAAGUUGAUGGUUAGAAGAUUAUUAGAAGAGUGCGGUGUCGCUUUGUACUGUGACUUGCACGCCCAUUCCCGCAAGCACAACAUAUUUAUCUACGGUUGCGAAAAUAGACGAGGAGCUGACAGAAGACUGCAAGAGCAAGUUUUCCCUUUGAUGUUGCACAAAAACACUGCCGACAAGUUUUCCUUUGAAAGCUGCAAAUUCCGAAUUCAAAAGGCCAAAGAGGGAACUGGAAGAGUUGUAAUGUGGAUGAUGGGUAUAGCGAAUAGUUAUACAUUGGAGGCUUCAUUUGCUGGUUCGAUUUUGGGGGCCAGAAAUGAGAGUCACUUUAGUACGCAAGACUAUGAGCAAAUGGGGAGGUCUUUUUGUCAGACUUUGUUGGACUUUUAUGAUGAGGAUCCAAGAAAAGAGAAAUUGAGAACCAAAAUUAUUGAGAGGUUGACCAAAGAAGGUUCCAAUGCUGACGAGCCCACUAAUAUUCCUCUAAGCGAUUAUUCGAGUGAUGAAGGUGAUACAUCUAGCAGUAGCGACGAAGUGGGCAGAGAUGAAAAAGAAGAAGAAGAAGAAGAUGAUGAUUUAGUGGUGCCUCAGCCUCCGCCACCUUCUCCAACAACCAAAAAACGUUCCAAGCUUAAACUGUAUACAUCACGCAGUCCAGGAGCUCAAAGGAAACCUUUACCGAUUUGUAAAGCCACCCUUAAGUUAUCUUUAUCGGAUAAGGAGUAUAUUGAAACUAGUUCUGAUAGUAGUGAGGAGCAAGAGGAAAAAAUUCAUAAAACGCCUAUUAAGUUUAGGAAAAGGAAAAAGAAGAAAAAAGCUAUUAAGAAACAGCAAUUACAGGAACAUUCCGAUAGUGAAGUAAACUACAAAAAGGCCCCAACAACUUUGUCAGUAUUCGAUUUAAUUGCCAACGAAAAAAUUCCCCGUCAAAUUACAACGCAGCGUUCGAAAACACCUCAACCAAAGAUUCAGCGAAACGAAACAACCAGACAACUAUCCGAAGUGCAAGCCAAAUUGUUCACUUUGAAAAACAAGUUGUGGUUUGGGGCUGGACAAGGGGAUUCGCCAAUUUGUUGGGGAACUGAUAAUAUGUUGAAGCAAAAGUUUGUCAAAAAGCCUCAAAAAAACAAUAAUAAAAAAGACUCAAAACUCAAAGAAGACAAACCUGAAAAGGCUGGAAAGAAAUUACAAAAAAGCGGAAUAAAGAAAAGCCUGAAGAAAUCGAAAAGCUUGCAAGAUGGGCCUCAAGCUGAAGCGGAGCCGCAACCAAAAUCCAAGAAAAAGAAGAAAAAGGGCAAUUUUUCGAAAAAGGCCAAAGCUGUCAGCAACGCUAAGAUUUUCGUGACGGCUUCUUGAAAGAGACUGAUUUUAUGUCUUGGUAUUUUAAUCUUCGAAUUUAUUUAUUGAUAUUUGAAUAAACUUUGUUUGUACUUAA
This is a messenger RNA of Ceutorhynchus assimilis (cabbage seed weevil), 3013 nucleotides long. Lineage: Eukaryota; Metazoa; Arthropoda; Insecta; Coleoptera; Curculionidae. The record is from the annotation of a GenBank genome assembly.